AUGGACUUCUUUCUUAAUUUGGCUGAUUUUAAACCACAAGCGGCGGCCUUCCACGCUGCACUUGUCUUUGGUAUCUUUGCGAUGAUCUUUGCGAUUGUUUAUAUGAUCAUAGAAAUCUAUGGCUUUUUUGGUGUUGAGAACCCCAAAAGAGGAACUAUUAACAAUUUGGUUGGGUUUAUGAAUCUCUUCUCUUUCAUCCCAAGCGUUUCAGAUGAUCUGAUUGGUCUCAUUUAUGGUAUCACAUUCACUGUUUUGAUUGGGAUUAACAUGGUCCUUUCAUUCAUCUGUUUGCUUGUUGCUGUUUGUGGCGCAUCAUUCAACGAAAAUGCGGGUCUUUCGUUGCCAUCAAAAAGAGUCAAUUUGGGAUUUUUCGUGUUUAUUGGCGGACAGGUCCUUAUGGCUACCGGUGUUUUGGUGAUCACGCUCAUCAGAUUCUUGUGCCCACCAAUGCAAGAAGAGGAAUCUUACUUACCACCAAAAGCACAGAACGACGGACUCUCAAAUACUACCACAACCGCUACUUCGGCUACUAACGCACCAAUUGAUACUGGAAAGAAAGACGACGUCAACCAACAGAAUUUACCUUUUGAAAUCAACGAAGAGAAGUAA
Molecule: messenger RNA, 609 nt
Organism: Entamoeba invadens IP1
Lineage: Eukaryota; Evosea; Mastigamoebida; Endamoebidae
Exons: 1
Coding region: 1-609 (202 amino acids)
Source: RefSeq, a predicted model, not a curated record